UGAUUAGCAGCUGCUUGCUUCGGCUGCUUCGUCAUCUACAACAAUUGAACAUAUUUCCAAUCCACAGACUUUCUACAGGCUUUCUUACUUCUUUAACAUCAUCAUCAUCGAGCAGCACUAUUAGGUCCUUAGGACCUCUCUAGUCUGUUCCUCUAGCACUUCCUUUAGCAACACCAUUUUCAGUCUAGAGAUAAUCGGAUCAAUAUGUAUUCCAAUUCUAAUUCGUUCAUGGGCGGCAACAGCCUGCGACCCGGCCAGCAGUAUGGCAACUCGUACGGUGUUCCAGGCCAACAACCCCAACAGCAACAGCCGGGGCAGCAGCAGCCGAGUCCAUUCGCACCGCAGCCGACGGGAUAUGGGCAGGCCCCCUUAACCCAGCAGUAUACAGGUUUCCCUGGUGCGCAAGGCAUACAACCCCAACAGACGGGAAUGCCUCAGGGAAUGCCGCAACAACCCCCUAUGCCAAAUCUCCAGCCUCAGUUCACCGGGUUUCCCGGUCAAGCUCCUCAGCAGCAAAACUUCCAGACGGGCGCUCCGCCAGUACCGCAGAUACCCUCCCAAUUUCAGGCCCAAUUCAACCAGCAACAGCCCCAAAGCUCAUUCGCGCCAGCAGCCGCUUCGCAAGCCCCGUCCCAGUUAUCUGCCCCGGCACCAGCAAUCAAUCCUCAACCGACAGGCUUCAGCGCGAUGGCUGCUUCGUUCAAGACCGGUGGCGCGUCCGAGUCGCUGGCGGCGGGUCGAGGGGCUCAUAAGCCUACAAACAAGAUACCGAACAUUAGGUUAUCCUUUAUCACAGCCCAAGAUCAGGCCAAGUUUGAGACGCUGUUUAAAUCGGCUGUGGGUGACGGGUCGACGAUGUCUGGAGAGAAGGCCCGGGACCUAUUACUGCGAUCGAGACUUGAUGGAGAUUCUCUGUCACAUAUAUGGACUCUUUCGGAUACCACUCGAUCUGGCGAACUACACUUCCCCGAAUUUGCGCUAGCUAUGUACCUCUGCAAUUUGAAGCUUGUGGGUAAAACGCUCCCUGGAAGUCUACCGGAUAAUAUCAAGAAUGAAGUAUCGAGUAUGGUCGAUAUAAUCAACUUUAGUAUCGCGGAAGAAGCUGCUAGCUCUGGUGCGGCAAAUACCGCAGAUUUCACCAGGCAGAAUACUGCCACGCCACCGACGAUUCAGCAUCCUCAGCCCAUGUCAUCUAACUCCCAGUUACUCCAGACGCAGAUGACGGGAUUCCCUGGUCAAGGAAUCCAGCCACAGCAGACUGGGUUUCCAGGAGGCCUGAAUAACCCGCAACCGACCGGGUACAACGGACCUAUGCCACCUAUGCCACCUAUGCCUACGGGCUUUCCUGGAGGGUUGUCUCCCGCCAGCGCACUUCCUCUCAAUGCGCAGCCGACUGGAAUGCCCGGCCAAUGGGGCCUAGUCAACGCCCCAGCAACCGGACUUCCUAAUAUCGACGCGCUACAGGCCCGAAUGAUGCCGCAGGCAGGUCGCGAGCAGCAGAAUUAUACUACUGCCGGCUUAUCCGGUAACGCAGUGAUUCCGUGGGCCAUUACUAAGGACGAGAAGACCCGCUACGACCAAUUAUUCCGGGCGUGGGAUGGUCUAGGUAAAGGUUUUAUCGGGGGGGAUCAGGCGAUAGAAAUCUUCGGCCAAAGCGGUCUCGAGAAGCCGGAUCUUGAGCGAAUAUGGACCCUCGCCGACAACGGAAACAAGGGCAAACUCAACCUUGACGAGUUUGCCGUAGCUAUGCACUUAAUCUACAGAAAACUAAACGGUUAUCCCGUUCCUAAUGUGCUACCACCCGAGCUCGUACCGCCGUCUACCCGCAACUUUACCGAAUCACUUGGUACUAUCAAGUCCAUGCUAAGCCAAGAGUCUGAUUUCCGCAAGAACUCAGGCGCCGCUUUACUUCCCCAGAAGACGGGAGUUAGCUACUUGAAGAGCCAUUCCUUUAAAGGAAAUGCUGGGUUGAAUGCUGGACGGAAAGAUGCGACCGUGUUCAAAAAUAACGACGAUCAAGUUGGGUACCGGUCGAGCGCGCGACGCAGGAUCGGAAAUUCCUCCCCCCGGCCAGAGUCACCUUCGUCUGUUACGUCUAACGACGAACUUUCUAUUGACCAGUUAAAGAAGAAGAUUCGAGAAAAGCAAGUCCUCCUAGAUGCCAUGGAUUUCAAGGACGAAGCAGCCGCCGAGGAGGAUGAUAUUCUUGAUAGACGUGAUCGGCGCGAGGCCGAGGAGCUAUACCGUCGUAUUAGGCGAAUCCAAGACGAUAUUGACGCCCAUCCUGAUGCUGCCCUUGCAAGUGGCGAUUCUGAAGCCGAAAGGAGGUCUCUGAAGCGCCAGCUACAGAACCUUACCGAUAAGAUCCCUGAGCUAGCCUCCCAGGUUAGAAAGACCGAAAAGGCUAUUGCUGAAGCUAGGCUUGAACUCUUCCGACUCAGAGACGCGAAAGCGCAUCCCGGAAGCGCCUCUAACAUCAUCGGCACUGGACCGGGCGGCUCGAUCACCGAGUCGGACCGUCUCAAGGCUAGAGCUAAGGCCAUGAUGCAGCAGAGGACGGCUGCGCUGACUGGCAAGAAGUUAGACAUCGGUGAUGAUGAAGGGGAUGCGGCGAAGAGGCUAGAAGAAGAGAGCCUCAAAGUUCGAAACGAAAAGGAUAUCAACGAGGGUAUGGUCCGAGACGUAGAGGAGAGUGUCCGUGAAUUUUCGCGAGGUAUCGAAGAGAACCUCAAAGAAGGCGGCGAGAGUGCUGCUAAUGAGCACGAAAAAAGGAGAUGGGAAGAUGCCCUCGGCGUGGAGGAUGAGGUGCGAGACUUCAUAUUCGACUUGCAACGUUCGAGCCGGGCCGCUCGAGUCAGGGCCCAGGAUCGUAAGGGUGGACGAGCACCCACGGCCGAGCCCGUUAAAGCAGAAGCACCGCCAGCUCGUUUGGGCAGUCCUUCGUCAACAACCCGCACUGCCACGCCACCAACCAGCCGGUCACCAGCGCCCGCCGGCGGGUCGUACUCAUCGUAUAAAACCCCAGAGGAGAGGGCCGCGUUUAUUAAACAGCAAGCAGAACAGCGUAUGGCCGAGCGCCUUGCAGCUCUUGGAAUCAAGACGGCUUCUAAGCCCGGGGAGACUGCCGCUCAGAAAUUGGAACGUGAGAAGGCAGAACGUGCGGCCAAACGCCGACAAGCGGAAGAAGAGGACGCCCGACGCGAGCAAGAGCGGCAAGCUAGAAUUGCCGAGGAGCAAGGCGUGGCUCCUCCUACUCCUGCACUCAAGACGGAAACCAAGAAACCACCUCCGCCUCCUUCGAGGAAAGGUGGGAAGCAUGAAGAUGCAUCUGCUACAAAGAGAGCUGAAGAGGAAGAGGGCGCUAGGAAAGCCGAGGAGCAACGUCUCGCCAAAGAGCACGAAGAGCAACAGCGAGCUACCCAGCAAAUGGAGGAUGAGGCCAGACAACAGGAGCAAGAACUCGCCAACGAACGCGAUGCCGCCUCUGCUCGCCUCAAGGCUUUAGAGGAACAAGUCCGCCAAGGCAAGCUAAAGAAAGAGGAAGAAAAGAAAAAGAAGAAAGCCGCUAUGGCUGAUGCGAAAGAAAAGGAAGCGAAACUGGCAGCCCAGCGUGCCGAAAUCGAAGCUGCACGCCAAAGAGAACUUGAACUUCAAAGGCAACUCGCAGCGAUGGAGGACGACUCUUCUUCCUCGGACGACGACGAGGGUCCGCAGCAGAUCACCCCUCAAGCAUCUACUCCUACUCUUGGUAGCAGUCAGCUCGGUAGCCAGGAACUGGAGCGUAAAGCUACGCCGCCACCUCCCGCCACCGCGCCGCCCGUCAUGUCUCCUCCUUCGGUCGUCGCUAGCCCGCCCUCCGAAUCGGAGAGCCGCAACCCUUACCGCCGAAUGUUAUCUCAGUCCUCGGAGUCCUCCGCGGCUCCCCCUGCGGCUGCACCAGCUGCUCCUGCCCCAGUUCCCCCGCCGCCGCCACCACCCCAGCCGGAAGUGUCCACCAAUCCCUUUUUCCGAAUAACCCAGGAGGCCAAAACGGCACCGCCUCCUUCUCGAAAGCGACCAGACACAGACGAUGAAUGGGGCUCUGGGAACGAAGAGGAUGAUGAAGAUUCAGACGACGAGCGUCCAGCCGCCGGUGCUGCUCAGCUAGCUUCUCUUCUCUUCGGCUCCAUGGGUCCUCCUCGACCACUAUCGGCCACGGGUGACAAGUCUGCCGGAGCUUCGCCAGUUGUAACUUCAACACCUUUCAGCCCUCCCCCUAUCGGAGAGACUGCGGGGUCGCCCGCCGCACCUCCGCCGCCGCCGCCCAUGCCAGAGGCAGGUGUAGGAGCUCCCCCACCACCUCCUCCCCCGAUGCCUAAUUUCGGGGCUCCCGGGGCGCCACCGCCACCCGCACCGCCGAUUCCAGGAAUGGGUGCUCCCCCUCCACCACCGCCUCCAGCUCCAGGUGCUUUGCCGGCUGCUCCUUCGGGCGGCGGCAGGCCUGCUGCCUUUUUGAACGAGGUUCGCCUAGGCAAAGCGUUGAAGAAGACGCAGACGAAGGACAGGAGCAGUUCAAGCCUAGCCGGUAGAGUCUUGGAUUAGAGCGACAGUAAAUUUAAUCACUAUCGAAAGGGUUAGCUGUACGAGGUAGCCCAAGAUCCACAUACGCUCUAGGAAUGAAAGACUUGGAUGGGUCAGAUUGUAUGAGUGAGUGUUGCGACUACGUAGGGGUGGUGUUUUCCGAUGGGCUUUGGCUUAUGGCAAAUAGAUUUGCUAGCGGAUAAACACGAGACUUCAUUUUCUUCAUUCGAUGAGUAAUAAUAUAUACCUGUGUAUUUAUCUAAUUACAUCGUAGAGGGGAGUAUUACUUCUCUAAUUUAAAGAUAUAUCCUAUUUAACCGUCUUAUCUA
This is a messenger RNA of Daldinia vernicosa, 4889 nucleotides long. RefSeq lists its product as uncharacterized. Gene Ontology annotation, biological process: endosomal transport; endocytosis. The transcript has 3 exons. Gene Ontology annotation, cellular component: cytoplasm; plasma membrane. The record is from RefSeq and is a predicted model, not a curated record. Lineage: Eukaryota; Fungi; Ascomycota; Sordariomycetes; Xylariales; Hypoxylaceae. The coding region runs from base 205 to 4581 and encodes 1458 amino acids. Gene Ontology annotation, molecular function: protein binding; calcium ion binding.